CUGAAUGUGUUAUUUUUGAAUGUAUUUAGUAUAUGGAAUAAGGUAGAUGGACUUGUAGCACAGUUAUAGAUUGGCAUAUAUGAUGUUGUAGGCAUCAUUGAAUUGUGGCUGAAAGAAGAUUAUAGCUAGGAGUUUAAUAUUCAAGGAUACACAUUGUAUCGACAGGCAGGAAGGCACAUGGAGUGGCAUUGCUCUGUUAGUAAAAAAUGAAAGCAAGUAAUUAGAAAGAGGUGUUUAAUCAUUGUGGAUAGAGCUAAGGAACUUCAAGGGUAAAUGGACCUUGAUGGGAGUUAUGUGCAGACCACCACCCCUCCCAAACUGUAGUAAGGAUGUGGUCCACAAAUUACAAUGGGAGGUAGAAAAUGCAUGCCAGAAAGGCAAUGUUACAAAUGGUCAUGGAGAACUUCGAUAUGCAGGUAGAUUGGUCUGGAUUCCAGGAGGGGCUGUUUCUGGAAUUCCAAUGAGAUGGCUUUUUGGAACAGUUCAUGGCUGAGCCCACUAGGGGAUCAGUUAUUCUGGAUUGGGUGUUGUGCAUUGAUCCGGAUUUAGUUAGAGAGCUUCAGGUAAAAUAACCCUUAGGGGAAAGUGAUCAUAAUAUGAUCAAAUUCACCCUGAAUUUUGAGAAAGAGACACUGAAGUCACAUGUAUCGGUAUUACAGUGGAGUAAAGGUAAUUACAAAGGCAUGAGAGAGGAGUUGGCUAGAAUUGAAUGGAAAAGAACACUGGCAGGGAUGACAGUAGAGCAGCAAUACCAACAGAAGGCAACUAAAAAAGUCAUUAAGAAGGAAAAGAUGGAAUACAAAAGUAAGCAAGCCAAUAAUAUUAAAGAGGAUACCAAAAGUUACUUCGGAUACAUAAAGUGUAAAAGAGAGGCGAGAGUGAGAUCUCUAACCUCUUGCUUCAGCAGUCUGAAGUACCCAUCUGCUUCAAGUAGGCUUCACUUUAACCAGACCCUAAAAAGAACAUGGUAACCUCCCCCAAUGACAAUCAUGUAGUGUUGAAGUGUUUUGAGAGGUUGGUGAUGAAACCUAUCAACUGCCUGAGAAGAGAUUUGGAUCCACUCCAAUUUGUCUACCAAAGCAACAGGUCCACAGCAGAUGCCAUCCUAUUGGCUUUUCACUCUAUCCUGAAACAUCUGGACAGCAAAGAUACAUACAUCAGAAUGCUUUUUAUCUACUACAGCUUGGCAUUCAUUACCAUCAUCCCUUCAAGACUAAUCAAUAAGCUUCAAGACAUUGGUCUCAACACCUCAUUAUGCAACUGGAUCCUUGAUUUCUCACCUGCAGGUUUCAGUCAGUUUGGAUUAGCGGUGUGCCUCAGGGAUCUGUACUGAGUCCAAUGUUGUUUGUCAUAUACAUUAAUGCUCUGGAUGAUGGGGUGGUAAAUUGGAUUAGUAAGUAUGCAGAUGAUACUAAGAUAGGUGGUGUUGUGGAUAAUGAAAUAGGUUUUCAAAGCUUGCAGAGAGAUUUAAGUCAGAAGAGUGGGCUGAAAGAUGGCUCAUGGAGUUUAAUGCUGAUAAGUUUGAGGUGCUACAUUUUGGAAGGACUAAUCAAAAUAGGACAUACAUAGUAAAUGGUAGGGCAUUGAGGAAUGUAUUAGAACAGAGUGAUCUAGGAAUAAUGGUGCAUAGUUCCCUGAGGGUGGAAUCUCAUGUGGAUAGGGUGGUGAAGGAAGCUUUUGGUAUGCUGGCCUUUAUAAAUCAGAGCAUUGAGUAUAAGAGUUGGGAUGUAAUGUUAAAAUUGUACAAGGCAUUGGUAAGGCCAAAUUUGGAGUAUUGUGUGCAGUUCUGGUCACCGAAUUAUAGGAAAGAUGUCAACAAAAUAGAGAGAGUACAGUAUUCUUUGAAGCAUAGAAGGUUGAGGGGGGACUUGAUAGAGGUAUUUAAAAUUAUCAGGGGGAUAGAUAAAGUUGACGUGGAUAGACUUUUUCCAUUGAGAGUAGGGGAGAUUCAAACAAGAGGACAUGAGUUGAGAGUUAUGGGGCAAAAAUUUAGGGGUAACAUAGAACAUAGUAACACGAGGGGGAAUUUCUUUACUCAGAGAGUGGUAGCUGUGUGGGACGAGCUUCCAGUAGAAGUGGUAGGGGCAGGUUCGAUAUUGUCAUUUAAAGUAAAAUUGGAUAGGUAUAUGGACAGGAAAGGAAUGGAGGGUUAUGGGCUGAGUGCAGGUCGGUGGGACUAGGUGAGAGUAAGUGUUCGGCACAGUCUAGAAGGGCCAAGAUGGCCUGUUUCCGUGCUGUAACUAUUAUAUGGUUAUAUGGAUUGAUAGCAAUAUCUCCUCCACAAUCUCCAUCAGCACAGGUGCACCACAAGGCUAUGUGCUUAGCUCCCUGCUCUACUCGUUUUACACUUCUGACUAUGUGGCUCCAAUGACACCAUUGUUGAAGGUCAAAUCAACAUAUAAGAGGGAGACUAAAAGUUUGUCUGAAUGGUGCCACAACAACAACCUCUUCCAACACUAAGGAGCUGAUAAUUAACUUCAGAAGGAAGAAACCAGAGAUCCAUGAGCCAGUCCUUAUCAGAGGAUAGAAGCUGGACAGGGUCAGUAACUUCAAAUUCCUUGGUGCUAUCAUUUCAGAGGACCUGCCCUGGGCCAAGCACAUAAGGGCAACUAUGAAGAAAGCAUAGCAGCACCUCUACUUCCGUAGAAGUUUGCAAAGAUUCGACAUGACAACUAUACUUUUGACAAACUUCUAUAGAUUUGUGGAGACUAUAUUGAUGGACUGCAUCACAGCCUGGUAUGGAAGCACCAAAGUACUUGAACAGAAAAUCCUAUGAAUAGUAGUGGAUAUGGCCCAGUCCAUCAUGGGCAAAGCCCUCCCCACCAUUGAGCACCUUUAAAAGAGCAUUGUUGCAGGAAAGUAGCAUCUAUCAUCAAGAACCCCCGCCACCUAGAUCAUGCUUUCUUCUCACUGCUACCAUCUGGAAGAAGGUACAGGUGAAUCAAGACGGACACCACCAGAGUCAGAAACAGUUGUUACUCUUCAACCAUCAGACUCAAACCAAAGGAGAUGUUCCCACUUUCAAGGACUCUUCAUCACAUGUUCUUGCUAUUUAUUGCUUUUUAUUUAUCAUUAUUCUUACUUUUGUUUGUAUUUGCACACUGGUUGAAUGCCUAGUGUUAUGAUCCCAGCCCCCUCCUUUGUGAGAAUCGCAAGAGCACCCGUCGAAAGGGGGGGGGGGGGGGUCAGUAGACCCAGUAGGAGAGAGAGAGAGAAACGUGCCAAAUUGCAGGUCCUAAGCCAGGGAUACAGAAUAAAGACAACAGCGACUAUUGUCUCAUGGAGACCAUGUGAAAAGCCCUUGGGCAAGGUGGGCUGGUUGAGAGAGAGAUUGCAUCAUCCCAACCUGAUUGACACCUGCGACCCCAUGAGGAAGUAUAAAGGAGAGUCUCGGGGGACAGCCCCUCAGACGCACCCAGAAGACACGAGAGAGUGUUCCCGCAGCAGCGGGAAGCCAUUCUGAAGUAAGCCACGUGCGUUAGAUUCCGGGAUUGGAAUCUGUGGCUGGAAUCACAGAAAAACGCUUUAACUAACAUCGGGGAGAGGAAACCAAUGCUCCCCCGAUUUCACGGAAGAUUCAUCGAGACUCGGCAAGUUCUUUCUCUUCUCCCCCAAUCUCUCUCUCUCGGUCGCCCCACACAAAACCCAACGAUUUUCAAAGGGCUGAGGCCUGCAGACUUUCAGAGUGACUUUUAUGUUUCCAACGGAUAAUCUAUUAACCCCUAGACACCAGCAGAGCUCACUUCUUAAUGAUGAUUAUUACUAUACCCGCGCUUUAGAUUGAAUGUUGACGAUGUGCACUAUCUGAACGUAUGUAUUAACCCUACUUUUGUGUCCCUUUAUAAAUAAAAACGUUUGAAAAUAGUGACAACAGACUUCAACAGACGUCUCUAUCUUUGCUGGUAAGUUAUCCAGUUACGGGAUACGUAACAAUUGGGUUGCUCGUCCGGGAUUUGACACCAAAUUGGGAGGCCAGUGAAUAGGGCUUGUAAAUCAAAAAACUUGAAUCUGGUUACGCGGGUAGCCAGACGGGAAACCAGCAAAGAUGGACGUGGGGGAAUUUAUGAAAAACCCGAUGGUGGGGGCGCUAGAGGCGGCCACCAAAUCAGACUUGUUAAAUUUGGCGAAGGGGUUGAACCUCACAGAAGUGAGGUCGUCCAUGAAAAAGCGGGAGGUACGAAGGACGAUAACUCAGUAUUACAUUGGGAAGAAUGCGUUUGAAGAUGAGGUAUUGGAAGAUAUCCCUGACAAAGUACCAUCAAGUGGGACGGUUCAGUUAGAGGUGGAGAAAUUAAAGUUGGAAUGUGAACUUAAAUUAAAAGAGCUGGAAGUGGCUGAGAGAGAGAGAGAGAGAGAGAGAGGGAAAGGCAAGAGAGAGAGAGGGAAAGGCAAAGACAGCAUGAAAUUCACCUAAAGAAGCUAGAAGCAGAAGAGAAAGAGAAGGAAUGGGCCGAGAAAGAGAAGGAACGGGCUGAGAAAGAGAAACAGAGGCAACAUGACUGGGAAAUUGAGAAGAUGAAGAACGAGCGAAGAGAUCAAGGGUUAGACCAAGCAGAGCGGUUUAAUGUUAGUAGGGAGUUGAGAUUGGUGCCCCCGUUCGAGGAGACAGAUGUCGAUAGUUAUUUCCUGCUUUUUGAAAAGGUGGCAGUAAAUCAGAAGUGGCCAAAAGAGCAGUGGGUGGCGUUGUUACAAAGUGUGUUAAAGGGGAAGGCCCAACGAGCAUAUGCGGCCUUGUCCCUGGAGGGAGGAGGAGCGGAGAAUUAUGAUGAGGUAAAAAAGGUAAUUCUUCGGACUUACGAAUUGGUACCUGAGGCCUAUAGACAAAAGUUUAGAAAUUUAAGGAAAGGGUGGAAUCAAACGUAUACCGAGCUAGCCCAUGAGCUCUUGGACCGUUGGUGCACCGCGGAAAGAGUGGGCGAGGAUUAUGGGCGUCUCAGGGAGUUAUUUUUGAUUGAGGAAUUCAAAAGUUGUGUUCCGGAGGAGAUCCAGGUGUAUUUGAAUGAGAAGUCGGAUAAGUCCAAUUCAGAAUUUGCCAGGUUGGCGAAUGAAUAUGUCCUAACCCACAAGAAAAAAACUCCCUCGAAUAAAGGUCCCCAGAGAGACCGUGGGAAUGAUCGAGAAAGUCCGACGAGUGAGGCAGAGGUCCCACCGGGAGCUAGCGGUAAGGUUGAAGGGGAAAAGCAAGACGGCCAGAGGGCUCCGGGUUUGACCUGUUUUAAUUGUGGAAAGGAGGGGCACAUUGCAUCUCAAUGCUUUGCUCCGAGGAAGGAGAUAGGAAGAGGGAAAACCACAGUCCCUAUUGGGUGUGCCGCGGUAAUCAGCAAAUCGACCAGAGAGCCGAGGGUAGACAGAGUAUGAGAGGGCUCUGGGAGUUAUCUGUCACAUGGAACCGUGUCUGUGACGGAGGGAGACACACCAGUUUCCGUACGAAUCUGGAGGGAUAUCGGCUCUGAAUUAUCCCUGGUUAGCCGUAAGGUACUAGAAUUUGGUUGGGAAACGGGCAUGGUAAAGGUGGAAGGAAUAAAUAAAUGGAUAGAAAUGGUGCCCUUAUAUAAGGUCAUUCUGGAUUGUGAGCUGGUGUAUGGAUCAGUUGAAAUAGGGGUGCCCUCAGAAUUCCCGAGAGCUGACAUGGACAUGCUGCUGGGAAACGACUUAGCAGGGGGUAAGGUUUGGUCAGCCAUGCUGCCGACCUGGCAACCGGCGAGUACGGUGGCCCCGUCCCUAGCGCCCAAGGACCAUCUCGCCGGCGCGGUCACUCGCAGCCUGUCGAGAGAGAGAGCUGUGAACGAGAGCAGUUUAAAUCUGGCCAGUUUUGAUUUGGCCGAGACGUCUUUGCUGACCCUGUGCCAUGAGGGUUUCGAGGGUGGUAAGACGAAGAGUAGUAGAAUGAAAGGGGGUAAGAGAGAGGAGAUAGAUCUGCCUUUAGCGAAGAGAAAGAUCCUAAAGGUAGGAGAUAAAGAUGAGAAACAGAUAAAGCUGUUGAAAGGUCCAGAGUUGGACAUGGAUGAUCUGUCUGGUUUGGCAGAAUUGUUUGAAGAACUUGAGAGUUCUAAAGGUGUUCCCGAUAAUGAGAGGAGGGCAGUCCUAGAUGGAAAGGAUACCCUUGCCUCGAAGGGGUCUGCUGAAAGGGCCGAGGAGGUUGUUUCAGCUCGCAGGGUUGCACCUUUCCCGGGUGGGAGCUGCCCAGAGAGUGACUGGGAGGAUCGGGGGAAGUUAGAAUUUGAAAAAGGUACGGGUGUUGAAAGCCUGGAAGAGGCCAAUGUCCCGUUUGAGUGUGUCCGAGAUGGGGAUGCCCGAGGUGCUGAACCUAGUAACGGAGCUCAGAAGUCUGAGGUAUCUGACCCAGUGGAACGGGGCGGCCGUCCUUGUGGGUCAGAUGGACUCGAUUCAGUGGGAAAAGGGUUAACCUUGGUAACCGGGGAAAGUGUGAGUUCCCCGGCGUCUGUACUCAAAGGAGUGUUCAAAGUUAAUGCAGAAUUUAAGAAUGGGGGGAUGAGGAUUGUUGGCGAAGGAAACGAAAAGCCUGUAGUUUCCAAAUCGAAGGAAGAAAUCUUAAACCUGGCAGAUCGCUCACAGAGUGAGCCGGGGAAUAGCGGGGCCCCCCCCACUCUAUUGUUAUGCCAGGAUGGGGUGUGAAAAGGCUGCCUUCGACAGACUACUUGAGCGAAGAGUUCGAAUCAAACACCAAUAGCCUGAAGGGGACUGAUAAAAGGGCCAGCCACCUGGGUAAAAUCGAAGAAUUGGGUGAAAAGGGUCUAAGUUUGGGGCAUGGUGUCGCAAAAAUAACCUCGAUGAACGAGGCUGGCGGGACUUUACCACGAAAAAUUACUCAAGUUCCCCACGGGGGGCUCGCCAAAAAAGAGGCGUCGGUUAAUGGAGAUGCCAUUGUUAGACAGCCAGGCAGGUUGAACGGGUUUGCGCCAAAGCCUGUGAAUAAUAAAGACAGCCCCUAUGGAGACCUGCCGGUUAAGUUAAACGACUGAAAUGAUUAGUAUUCGCGUAAACUUUUGUAAAUGCACCUAAGCUAAGGUCACACCUCCUUAGUUUUGUUGCUUAAGAAAAAAAAAAUUAAAUAGGUGGUUAUUGAAUUGAAGUCUGAUGUAUGGUUCGCAAUGUUAAGAUAUUAAAGAAAGGGACACUGUAAUCGUUAACUAUUUAGAUACUGACUUGAAUGUAUAAUGGUAGUAUUUUGUGAAAAGAAAAACUUGUGUAUUGUGUUAGAUUCAAAACUCCUGUAAGACUGUGGACCACUCCAUUUUAACCACUGGUAAAAACGUUUUUUAAGAGGGCAGGUGUUAUGAUCCCAGCCCCCUCCUUUGUGAGAAUCGCAAGAGCACCCGUCGAAAGGGGGGGGGGGGGGUCAGUAGACUCAGUAGGAGAGAGAGAGAGAGAAACGUGCCAAAUUGCAGGUCCUAAGCCAGGGAUACAGAAUAAAGACAACAACGACUAUUGUCUCAUGGAGACCACGUGAAAAGCCCUUGGGCAAGGUGGGCUGGUUGAGAGAGAGAUUGCAUUAUCCCAACCUAAUUGACACCUGCGACCCCGUGAGGAGGUAUAAAGGAGAGUCUCGGGGACAGCCCCUCAGACGCACCCAGAAGACACGAGAGAGUGUUCCCGCAGCAGCGGGAAGCCAUUCUGAAGGAAGCCACGUGCGUUAGAUUCCGGGAUUGGAAUCUGUGGCUGGAAUCACAGAAAAACGCUUUAACUAACAUCGGGGAGAGGAAACCAACGCUCCCCCGAUUUCACCGAAGAUUCAUCGAGACUCGGCAAGUUCUUUCUCUUCUCCCCCAAUCUCUCUGUCUCGGUCGCCCCACGCAAAACCCAACGAUUUUCAAAGGGCUGAGGCCUGCAGACUUUCAGAGUGACUUUUAUAUUUCCAACGGACAAUCUAUUAACCCCUAGACACCAGCAGAGCUCACUUCUUAAUGAUGAUUAUUACUAUACCCGCACUUUAGAUUGAAUGUUGACGAUGUGCACUAUCUGAACGUAUGUAUUAACCCUACUUUUGUGUCCCUUUAUAAAUAAAAACGUUUGAAAAUAGUGACAACAGACUUCGACAGACGUCUCUAUCUUUGCUGGAUCAACCACUUCAGGAGGUUAAAACUGUUAAAACAGUCUUUUCCACAAGCUCUGACUGCCAGGGACCCUUGACUCCAUCAAGACUGGGGACUGAGAGGGGAGAUCGUGCCUGUGCACAGGAUCCUCAUACACCACAGACUCCAUCAGUCAGCAGCCAGUGAGGGGUGAGUUCAAAGCAUUUACUGAAGCCAUGGCUGUGUUUCCAAUAACAUCUUUACCACCACUGCUGUGUUGCAUCCCACCCUACAGAGCAAAAUCCUACUAAGACCACUGUAAUUAAUCUUUGUAAAGAACAAAUCCUGAACAUGACACUGAGUAGAUCUCCCCAGAUCUUUAGACUUGUACCAUGGGCUGCUGAUCACAGAAACUUUGCACUCCUAAGAAAAGAGGUUUAAUAUUUCAUGUUAAAUAUUUCAACCUCAUCUUUCAGUGCACUAGAUCAAAAGCAUGGUUAGUGUGCUGUGCCUAAAGUGGGACAAGGCCCUGAAGUCUGAGUGCAGCACAAAGCUAAAGCCCCACUGUUCUGAGGUCAGAUAUCUGUCACAUUCCUGGCACCAAAAAUAUCAGGGUCUGUGUUCUAUUUUUAUUUGUUGUUAUACAACCAGAUGUCAAUUACUUUUGGUUAGUAACCCACAACCAUCUGCUCACUGGUUGUGAGGGUUCAAUGGUGAUGCUAUGACCUAAGGAGAAAGUUGCUCAAAUUGUAAAAUAACAUUGCAGAACAUUUUUCCUUUGCAAAAUAACAUUGACUAGGUGCUAUAUGUUGGUGAAUUGAGACUGUAGAUCUCAAAGGAGAAGGAAGAUAUUUGAAGUAUUUGAGGUCUGAGGUCAAUACCAUCAGCUGAUUAGCUGGGACAUCAGUGAAAGGGAGAAGAGAAAUGUUGGAUUGAAUGUGGUAGGCUAGGAAUGUAGGACUAAAUGUGGAAGGAUAGGAACUUCACUUCAGUUGCACUUCGCUUCAACAGAAUUUCACAGAAUGGUCCUGAGGCUGAAAGGUGAGUCACCAUGAGGAAAGGUGGCGGAUCUUGGUGAGUGAAUAAAUCUUAGAAGGUACAGAAAGAACUGAUCAGUUUGUUUAAAUCCCAUAGAGUAUCUCAAAGAUCACAAACCAGCUCCUGGGAAACAGUUCACUGU
Messenger RNA from Hypanus sabinus (Atlantic stingray), 9213 nucleotides. RefSeq lists its product as uncharacterized. Lineage: Eukaryota; Metazoa; Chordata; Chondrichthyes; Myliobatiformes; Dasyatidae. The record is from RefSeq and is a predicted model, not a curated record. Bases 5503 to 6636 code for a protein of 377 amino acids. The transcript has 2 exons.